Messenger RNA from Labrus bergylta (ballan wrasse), 4789 nucleotides. It is a transcript of the gene appl1, whose product is annotated as adaptor protein, phosphotyrosine interaction, PH domain and leucine zipper containing 1. Gene Ontology annotation, biological process: signaling. Gene Ontology annotation, cellular component: cytoplasm; endosome membrane. The record is from RefSeq and is a predicted model, not a curated record. NCBI's taxonomy places the organism in Eukaryota, Metazoa, Chordata, Actinopteri, Labriformes, Labridae. Gene Ontology annotation, molecular function: protein binding.
CGGGGCAUGCGGAUCCAGGCGGAGCGGUUUUUCGGGGUGUUGUGAAUUCGUGUAGCCAAGACGAAAUCUUGAGUGGGAGUUGUCGGACCGAUUUUGUUGUGCGAUUUGUGUCGUGAUUUCGCACCGAUCAGCAGCAGCAGCGAUGCCCGGGAUAGAGAAGCUGCCGAUAGAGGAGACGCUGGAGGACAGUCCGCAGACGCGCUCUCUUCUGGGAGUGUUUGAGGAGGACACUGCGGCCAUCUCCAACUACUGCACACAGCUCUAUCAGGCCAUGCACCGGAUUUACGACGCACAGAAUGAGCUGAGUGCUGCGACACACCUGACCUCCAGACUGCUCAAAGAGUACGACAAACAGCGCUUUCCUCUAGGGGGCGACGAUGAGGUGAUGAGCUCAACCCUGCAGCAGUUUGCAAAAGUCAUCGAUGAGCUGAGUUCCUGUCAUGCAGUCUUGUCCACCCAGCUUGCAGACGCCAUGAUGUUUCCCAUCACUCAGUUUAAAGAGAGAGACCUGAAGGAGAUCCUCACUCUGAAAGAAGUCUUCCAAAUAUCAAGUGAUGAUCAUGACACAGCCAUCAACAGAUACAGCCGCCUCUCAAAGAGGAGAGACAAUGACAAGUUGCGGGCGGAGGCUGUGGAGGACGUCUACACCUCGCGCAAGAAACAGCACCAGACCAUGAUGCACUACUUCUGCUCGCUCAACACACUGCAGUACAAGAAGAAGACGGCUCUGCUGGAGCCACUGCUGGGCUACAUGCAGGCCCAGAUCAGCUUCUUUAAGCUUGGUUCAGAGAAUCUAACCCAGCAGUGGGAGGAAUUCCUGGGAACCAUCGGAACCAGCGUCCAAAAUGUGCGUCGGGAGAUGGAGGAGGAGGUCACUCAGAUGCAGCAGACCAUCCAGGAUAUGGAGACAUCAUGCGACCCGCUGUAUGCACCGUGUGACCCUGACCCCGCCCACUCGCCUGUGUGUCGCAGCCUGACCAGGAAACAGGGCUACCUGUACAUCCGCAAUAAGACGGGGCUGGUGUCGUCGUCCUGGGAGCGUCAGUACUUCUUCACGCAGGGCGGUAACCUGAUGCAGCAGGGCCGCGGCGAGGUGGCAGGCGGGCUGGUCACCGACCUCGACAACUCCUCCGUCAUGGCGGUCGACAGCGAUGACCGCCGCUUCUGCUUCCAGGUCACCUCCUUCGAUGGCAAAAAAGUGGUGACGCUGCAGGCGGAGAGCAGGAAGGACUGCGAGGAGUGGAUCUCCACCAUCAACAACAUCUCCAAACGCAUCUACCUGAGUGAGAACGCAGAGGAGAUUGCAGCCAGAGUGAACCAAUCGGCUCUUGAAGCCGUGACGCCGUCGCCGUCCUUCCAGCAGAGACACGAGAGCAUGAGACCCGGCAGUAAAGGGCGAGUGGGUCGAGCAGGCAGCAUCAGCUCUGUGGGCUCCGAGCCAUCGCCCGCCCUCUCUGUGCUCUCAUUGGAUGCCCUGGUUGCCCCGGAAACACCCAUCCAGUUUGACAUCAUUUCCCCUGUCAGCGAGGAGAACUCAGGACAGAGCAAGGCGGCAGCACAGUCCGGCAGAAGGAGUAAUCCCUUUGGAGAGUCUGGAGACAGCACAUCAGAGGACGGUGAAGACUCGAUCCUCCACCAGCUCUUCAUCGUUCGCUUCCUCGGCUCCAUGGAGGUGAAGAACACAGAGUCACCUGACAUCAUCUCUGAGACCAUGAGACAGAUCCUGGCAGCCCGAGCCAUCCACAACAUCUUCAGGAUGACCGAGUCCCACCUGCUGGUCACCUGCGACUGCCUCAAGCUCAUUGAUCCUCAGACACAAGUCACACGGCUCAGGUUCCCUCUCUCCACUGUGAUCCAGUCCGCCUCCCAUCAGGACAACAAGAGGCUGUUUGGGUUCGUUCUGCAGCAGGCAGGCGGGCGAGCCGUAUGCUACAUCUUCGAGUCCAACAACGACGGAGAGAAGAUCUGUGACAGCAUCGGUCUGGCCAAGCAGAUAGCCUUCCACUCUGAGAUGGACCGGAAGGCGUCAGAGAAGAGGAAGGAGCAGGACAAGGCCAAAGAGAAACAGCAGGAAGAACUGAGCAAACAGAAACAGAUUGAGAAGGAUCUGGAGGAGCAGAGUCGGUUGAUCGCCGCCUCGAGUCGCCCUGCCAACCCGCCUGCCUCUGACGGACAGUUCCUUGUGCUUAGCAACAGCCAAUCAGAGGAAAGCGACGCCGGGGGGGAGGAGGGUAAGAAGAGGGGCGAGUCUGAAGCCUAACAAAGCGAGAGGAGGGGGACGCAUGUUUUAACCCCCCAGGGAGAACCCAGCUGUUGCUGUCAAAUCCAACAACUCAGGAGUCACCCGCCCGUCUCAGCUGCCUGGGAAUGAAAAACAUGUGCACCCUCACUGCUGGACUCUUUGAAGGUUGUGGUGGAGCUCGUCACUUUGAAUACAGAGGAUAAACUAAACUCACCCUCGCUAUAAGAAGAGGAGGGCAGCAGGCGUGGAAACGUCUGGUAACGGCUUUUUAUACCAGCUUCACACGUCGACUUUAACCUGUAAGUUUCUGUUUUUAAGUUUGUUUUAUAAAAAAAAAAUAAAAAAAAGAGCUAACAGCAAUGCAGAGGAUGAAAAAAACACCGUGGGGAAAAAAAAGAACCAGGAUGUGACGGAGAUGUGGGAGGAGACACAGAAGGCAGAGAGGCUGGAGGUGCUGUGACAUCGCAGCGUCUGUGAGAUACAAGAAGAGAGUUUGAACGAGAGAGCAGGAAGUCUUAUUUUGAAAAACCUUCCUGUGUGAUGUGUUUUUCUUCAUCAUUCCUGAAAGCAUCCUGCACGGGGACACAGGUUUUUUUUCUUUCACUCCUUCCUCGUUGGAAGUCUGCAGACAUUGCUGCAAGUUCAUGCAAAACAUAAAAGAAAACAGAACUUUCUGCUUUUGCGAAACUAACCACUGAAAAGGCGACAUCGCGUCAUGCUUUAACUUUACUAGAUAUGAACGAAUCACAGCGCGCACAGGUAGCUCUGCAGUCGACUGGAUUCUGCACCUCUGGGUUUAAACUCAACUCCUCCGAAGUUUUCAACACAAAACCUUUUCAUCCUUAAGAAAAUGACUUCUAUACGUUCUCAAAUGUUCCCGUGUCUUUCAAAUCAAACUUUAUUCAUACAGCACCUUUCAGACAAAUUAAAUUGCGGUUCAAAAUACUUUGCAAGAGUGCAGAAAAGUUAUUGACGAAAAAGUCGUUUAUAAAAUCACUGAGAGACUAAUGCACACUGAUAAGAAUUUCAUAAAAUAAAAAUGUAAAAAAUAAAAAGACGACACAUAAAAGCAUUAAGAUAAUAAGAUUAAUAGAGAGAAAACAUUUAAAAUUGUAGUAAGAUUUAAAAAAAAAAGACGAUACAAUAAUGUUAAGAUUUUAAUUUAUAUAAAGCACUAUAUAAAAGCCAGACUGAAUAAAUUAGUUUUAAGACUGCGUUUAAAAAUCUCAGACUCUCCACAGUCUCCGGAGCGUAACAUACUAUUCACCGUGUCAUGGCGUUUGGAUGUAUCGUGUGGUUACAUCUCGUCAGGACUCUGGUUCUUUAAAGUUUUGGAUACUUUGACACUUUUCAAUCCCACGUCUUUUAUAACAAAACAAUCCCCUUUAAUGUCUUCAGUCACAUUUGAACCUAAAGCUGCUGCGAGUGAAAGAGAGAGGGCGGCGUCUAAACUGCACAAUUACCAGAGGAGAACAUUCAAGAUGAUUCACAAUGUGCUGAUCAUUGAGAAUCCUGAACGGCUCAGCGGCUACUUAGCCCCGAUACUUAGGCCAAGACGUCGGCCCUUUCCUGUCCACUCGUCGUUGUUUACUUUUUGAUUUGCAACCCGAGUGGACGAGUGGAGUUUAUAGAGUUUAAACUUGAUCAGCUGAUUGCUGCUCCAGCAUACAAACAAAAUUUACUCUAACGUGAUUGGUCACAAGUCUUAGGAAGAGAAGCUCAUUUCAGACACUAAAUUGAGUCCCCCUUUCCUUCAGAUUCUGCAGUAGAAUACUGAUACUGGUUUAUAGAUAUUAGUGAAGCACUGUUCUGAUAUUUAGCUCAUUAAACUGAGAAGGGACUGAAUACUUUUUAUGAGAAUGCAUGGUUAAAAAAAAUACUAGAAUAAGAAAAAAAAAAGGCCUUUUUAAAAGUCUGAAAACGUGUCAUUGCCUGAUCGAAGGAUCUGACUUUUAUGUUUUAUACUUGAACUUUUUUUUUUUGUUGUUGUCUCUGAUAAUUUGGUCUGACACCGUUUAUUCAUGUGGAGAACUUUGAGGGAGAUUAAUAUCUAAUUUAUGAAAAGGAUCAUGUUUCAUAAAAACGUCUCCUGCAUGUUUCUCUGUUACAUGCUUCAUGUUUGUUUGGGGCCUUUUAUGUAUCAUAGGUUUUUAUGUGUUUGCUUUUCUCCAGAGUGAUCUACAGAGGUGAUUAUCUGUAGAGCGAUAACGUAAUGAGUCAUCAGAAGAAGGGGUCUGUUAAAGGUCAGCAGACAAACCUCUUCAUUCAGCCUCUUAAGACGUUUCUGAAUACUUCAGAUGUUACUGAUUUUGAUUCUGAUUUGUUCCUUUGGGACGACGUUUUUUCUCGCUGUAAACGGCUGGAGGACUCGUGUUGAAUGAGCUGCACUUUACGGACGCAGAGCGAUUUAAAAAGAAACAAAAAACAUACAAGACGAGCAUCGAUGAUGUUUAACUGUAAAUAUGUUUCAGUGAUAAUUGUUUCAUGUGUCAUGAAUAAUAAAAAAAAAAAAGGCUUUUCAGUGAUAAAUAAAGCACUAACUCCACC